Cololabis saira (Pacific saury) is the source of this 2661-nucleotide messenger RNA. RefSeq names its product HMG box domain containing 4a (gene hmgxb4a). The record is from RefSeq and is a predicted model, not a curated record. The coding region runs from base 226 to 2004 and encodes 592 amino acids. NCBI's taxonomy places the organism in Eukaryota, Metazoa, Chordata, Actinopteri, Beloniformes, Belonidae. The transcript is spliced from 13 exons.
AAGGCAUCAGUAAACAGAAUGCAAGUUUGCCGCGGUGUUUGGGCUACUUAAGGCGACCUGGGCCUAGCCGUUCAGGAAAGCCUCGGUGUUUCCCGGCCAGCUUCGCCGGGCAGCUGGACGUGAAGUCGGCGGGGACAUUUCCAAGCGGUGGAAAGAACAGUCUCCUACUUGUAAUGUUGUCCACAGCACCCCAGGACAAGUAAACGUGUUAACAUAGGAGGGACCAUGGCAUAUGAGGAGAUAAAGGACCUGGGGAUGGAGGGAGACAGAGGCCUAGUUGCUGGUCGAAGCCAGAGAGAGAAGAGGAGGUCGUACAAGGAUCUUUUACGAGAGGAGGAAGAAAUUGCUGCUCAGGUACGAAAGACAUCAAAGAAACGACCUAAAGACUCGGAGCUUUUCAUGCUUGGUGGGGACUUGCACAAGAAGAAGAAGAGGCAUAGUGAUGACUACUAUUACAGGGACCACGAUGGCUCAGGCCCACCUUCCCAUAAGAAAAAGCACAAGUCCGUAGACCGCUCACCAACUCUUUCAUCCCCCACAUCAUCACAAUCAACAGAUACAGCGAUGGGCCUCCUGCAGGCCAUCACCUCCCCUCUGGCCACAGGCUCAGACCCCAGCCCCCAUUUGCACAAGAAACCCUCCUACCCUUUCUCGUCUCACUCUUCCAAGGACCGCAAACGCGAGGGCAGCAGCAGCGGAAGUGGAAGCAAAGGAAGCCACUCUUUCUCACACUCCCGCCCCGCGCCUUCAUCCUCGUCUUCCUCCAAGAAGCACUCGUCCUCUUCCUCAAAGUCGUCUCUGUUUCACGGUGGAGCUCCAAAAGAGGAGCCCUUGACUUUACGUGAGGCUGAUGGGCUGAAAAUGAAGCUCAUCAUGUCACCGGAGAAGGAGGAACCAGAAAGCUUCCCAUUCACGUCGCACUCAUCCAAGGGAAGUGUGAAGAAAGAGAAGGAUAGAGACAGGAUACAGCCAUCAAAGUCACCCAAGAAGAAGAUGCAGCAAAGCAGAGACCCACUGCCUAUAGUGGGGAAGGAGGUGGAGGUAGAAGGUCAUUAUGGAGGCGGCAUGGGAGAUGACAGCUCUUCCUCUGGGGGUGAACUGGAGGCUGGUGAACUGGUUAUAGACGAUUCGUAUACACACUUGUCAAAAAAGAAGAAGAAGAGCAAGAAAAGCAAGAAGAAAAAGGACAAAGAGAAAGACAGAGACAAGGAAAAAAGUGGGAAGGACAGGAAGCACAGCAAAGGAUUUCAAGACUCUUCAAGAAGCCACAGUCACUCCCAUCCCACUGUCACCCAUAGUGCUGUUGGGCCGAUGUACGCCAUGAGCAAGACCGUCACUCCACACCACCAAGGCCACGAUGGAACGGCAGAGAAGAAGAAGAAGAAAGAGGAGAAGGAGAAAGAAAAGCAUGAAAAGGACAAAGACAAGCCCAAGAAGAAGAACACAACAGCAUACCAGGUGUUUUGUAAGGAGUACAGAGUGAACAUAAACGCUGAGCAGCCGGGGCUAGACUUUGGUGAGCUAAGCAAGAAGCUGGCAGAAGUGUGGAAAUCCAUGGCUGAAAAAGACAAGCUGGUCUGGAGGCAGAAAGCUCAGUAUCUGCAGCACAAACAGAACAAAGCUGAGGCCACCACGGUGAAACACAAGUCCUCCAGCGAGGUGAAAAACAAAGUUGUGGGGACCGGAGCAGGGGUGGUGUCACCCGCCAGAACGCCCAGCACCAUGUCCCUGUCCCCGGCACGGGUACCAGACGUUGAUCCCAUCGAUGCAGCGGCUCACCUGCAGCUGCUUGGGGAGUCCUUGUCUCUGAUUGGACAUCGGCUACAGGAAACGGAAGGUAUGGUGGCAGUAUCAGGGAGUUUGUCCGUUCUUCUGGAUUCAAUCCUGUGUGCGCUGGGCCCACUGACCUGUCUCACCGCUCAGAUACCGCAGCUAAACGGCUGUCCUCGGACUGUCCUGUCGAACACGUUGGACAACAUCGCCUACAUCAUGCCGGGGCUCUGAGGAACAGGAUCCUGACUCUGGAGCAGUACGGCAUGGAAAGACAACAAACUCCACCAGAGAAACCCUCGGACUUUAAUUUAAGGCAAUGCUCAGCAUCUGGAAACCUUAAUGUUUCUCGCCUCGACCUGUUUUUAAAGUGCUUUUUUUUUUUUUUUUCCCUUUUUUUUUUUUAACUGGCUAGUAAUUUUCUAAUUAUGGUAUUUUUAAAUCAAACCUUUUACUGGACUUGUUCUUCCUUUUGGCACCUCAGCUUGGUUUUACUGUUACUGUACAGCAGCGUGUUUUAGGAACGUGUGUAUGUUUUAUGUGCGACGUUGAAUGAAUGUGUGUGUUUAAGUGCACGACUGACCACACCUGUUAUAGGACUCCUUUUUGCUAAAACACAAAGGAACAUUUUAAACUUUCAUUUGCACCCCAUCAGUGUAAAGUAAUAUUUAUCACACAUGCUUAGUUUUUCUUUCAAAAUAUAUCAUGUACUCGCUUUAUACAUUUGAUGUUUUACGGUGCAUACAGGACUUAGGUUUUGACAUUGUAAAUGACUUUUAAUAAUUAUGGUUGGAACACAACAACAAAAAAAAACAACAAAACUCUUCUUGGUGCAACAUUGUCAAAGUGAAGAGCCAUUCCAGUAACAUUAAAAUGUCUGUUUUAAAUAAA